CGUAAUUCCUGUGCGCUAGCGGAAGUAGCGGCAUUGAUUGGCUGCAUUAUUUGUUGGGGGAGCGUAGAGUUCUCUUUUCCGCAAUAUGUCGAAAACUGUCGCCUAUUUUUACGAUCCGGACGUCGGGAACUUUCACUAUGGUGAGAGAAAGGGAACCGGUCAUCCCAUGAAACCACACCGCUUGGCUCUCACACACAGUCUGGUUCUCCACUAUGGGCUAUAUAAAAAGAUGAUUGUCUUUAAACCCUAUCAAGCUUCACAGCAUGACAUGUGCCGCUUUCACUCCGAAGACUACAUUGAUUUCCUGCAACGAGUUAGCCCCAACAACAUGCAAGGCUUCACGAAAAGUCUUAACGCAUUCAAUGUUGGUGAUGACUGCCCAGUGUUCCCUGGCCUAUUUGAAUUUUGUUCUCGGUACACAGGAGCUUCACUUCAAGGUGCUACUCAGCUAAACAACAAGAUUUGUGACAUCGCAAUUAACUGGGCUGGGGGACUUCACCAUGCUAAAAAAUUUGAGGCUUCUGGAUUCUGUUACGUCAAUGACAUUGUGAUAGGUAUUUUGGAACUUCUCAAGUAUCAUCCACGGGUCCUCUAUAUCGAUAUUGACAUCCAUCAUGGAGAUGGGGUACAGGAAGCAUUUUAUCUAACCGACAGAGUCAUGACAGUCUCAUUUCACAAGUAUGGCAACUAUUUCUUCCCUGGGACAGGUGACAUGUAUGAAGUUGGUGCUGAAAGUGGGAGAUAUUACUGUUUAAACGUGCCAUUAAGAGAUGGCAUAGAUGAUCAAAGUUACAGACAUCUCUUCCAGCCUGUCAUUAAACAAGUGGUAGAUUUCUAUCAGCCCACCUGUAUUGUUUUACAGUGUGGAGCUGACUCACUUGGUUGUGACAGACUGGGAUGUUUUAACUUGAGUAUAAGGGGACAUGGAGAUUGCGUUCAAUAUGUGAAAAGCUUCAAUAUUCCUUUACUAGUUCUUGGAGGGGGUGGUUAUACAGUUCGCAAUGUAGCCCGGUGCUGGACAUAUGAAACAUCACUGCUAGUUGACGAGACAAUCAGCGAAGAGCUGCCCUACAGUGAAUACUUUGAAUAUUUUGCACCAGAUUUUACCCUACACCCUGAUGUCAGCACUAGAAUUGAGAAUCAGAAUACACGACAGUAUUUGGAUCAAAUCAGACAGACAAUUUUCGAAAAUCUGAAGAUGCUGAAUCAUGCACCCAGUGUUCAGAUCCAUGAUGUACCUUCAGAUCUCCUGAGCUAUGACCGCACUGACGAGCCUGAUCCAGAAGAGAGAGGCUCUGAGGACAAUUACUCAAGGCCAGAAGCUUCAAAUGAAUUUUACGAUGGAGAUCAUGACAAUGACAAGGAAAGUGAUGUUGAGAUUUGAUCAGGAUUUCUAUAUCACUAUAUAUUGGACUUUUUAAACCUUCAGUUGUCGGUUUUUUUGAACAAUAUUCACAUUUUUUCUUGUGAAGAUUUUUGGACCAGAUCCUUUUGCGUCUUUGCAACAAAACUUUUGUUGGAGAUCCUGGUUGUUUUUUUUUUUUCCAAGAAGGGGAACUAUAAAACUGUUACACCUGCUGAAAUACCAGGUGUCUGAUUAAGCCAUUGGAGCUAUUUUACGUCUGUUCUGAAGAUAUUUGCAACUUAAAUGAUUUUACUGAUUCCUGCCAAGACUUCGGAACUCUACAGAUAUUCUACAUAUUUUACAUUUCUCACUCCCUCCCAAAACAAGUUGUAUUGUUUUGAUAUGAAAUGUAUUACCAUUGGCUGUAAUAAUGGUUGCCACAUAUGCAGGGGCAAGACUAGGGUUAGGCAGGGCAGGCACCUGCCUGGGAUGUAGUCUGUGAGGUCACGCUGUAGGUUUCCCAACUCCAGUAUCACCGUGGUUUUAGUCUUGUGGGAUUAUCUUUUAAAUUGGAAUGGGUGGGUUUCUCCACCAACCUUUUUAGUAGCUGUUUUGCCAGGUAGCUAAAAAGGUCUAAGUUUGUUCUGUCUCCUUGCGCCAGUCAUCAAAGGGAACUUGGACCAGAUUUAUUAGCUGCCAGUAUCGGGAUCAGCUUCUGUGCUAUACUGCUGAGCACAUGCCUGCAUCUAUCAGGGUAAAAGACCUUUCUGUUAAAGCAGCUGAUGAUACUUAUAAAGGUACAAGCUCAUACAAAUUGUCAGCUUGUACAUUUGACCUAUAAGAAAUAUGUAUAUUAAUAAAUAAAUAGUUUGUUUUACCUGAAA
Molecule: messenger RNA, 2229 nt
Organism: Rana temporaria (common frog)
Lineage: Eukaryota; Metazoa; Chordata; Amphibia; Anura; Ranidae
Gene: HDAC3
Product: histone deacetylase 3
Exons: 15
Coding region: 86-1384 (432 amino acids)
Molecular function (GO): histone deacetylase activity
Source: RefSeq, a predicted model, not a curated record